Vespula pensylvanica (western yellowjacket) is the source of this 1404-nucleotide messenger RNA. RefSeq lists its product as uncharacterized. Lineage: Eukaryota; Metazoa; Arthropoda; Insecta; Hymenoptera; Vespidae. The record is from RefSeq and is a predicted model, not a curated record. Bases 37 to 684 code for a protein of 215 amino acids. The transcript is spliced from 3 exons.
GCAGUAUUCGAAUUUAAGAAAAAGGAAAAAAGCAAGAUGUAUUAUCUACAAAUUAUUCUUUUAUCCUGUAUGGCUUUUGUAAAUUUGAUACAAAUUCAUGGCCAUGGUAUGAUGAUGGAUCCGGUUAACAGAAGUAGCGCUUGGAAAAAACAUUUUCCUGUUCCCCCUAAUUUCAACGACAAUGAACUCUUCUGUGGUGGCUUUGCGACUCAAUACGAAAAAAACAAUGGUAAUUGCGGCGAAUGUGGUGACGAUUGGUCUUUGCCACGACCUAGACCUAACGAAAAUGGAGGUAUUUAUGGAACUGGACUCAUUGUCAAAAAAUACACAGAGGGUUUUCAUAUUCAGAUUCAAAUCAAUCUGACCGCCUCUCACCUAGGACAUUUCGAAUUCUCUAUUUGUCCUCUAAGCAAUCCGAAGGAACUCGAAACUGACGAAUGCUUUGCGAAAUAUCCAGUACAAUUGGCCGACGGUUCGUACAAGUAUAAUAUCGAAAGAUACCAAGCUGAGGUUCAUUUGAUCGAAGCAAUACUUCCCCAAGGACUUAUCUGUGAGCACUGCGUUCUUAGAUGGCAUUACAGAACUGCAAAUAGUUGGGGUAUUUGUGAAGAUGGUUCAGCAACUAUUGGCUGUGGUAAUCAAGAAAUUUUCAGAAGUUGUUCUGACAUUGCUAUUACCAAGUAAAAUCUAUUUCUUUCUUUUCGAGUUGUCCUAAAUCUUUCAAACAUCACAAAUGAGAGAAAAAUUAUAUCUGACGAACAUUAUUUACGAAGUUAUUCGCGUAAAUUAUUGUUAUAACUCAGAGGUAUCAAAUAAAAUCCCUAGUGAGACAUUUAAUUGAUUCGACGGUUUUCUUAAGAAAAAGUAAAUAAAUUUAUGUAAAUUUUAUUAUAACAAUUGGAAUGUCGAGAGACAAAUGUGACGUUAAAAGACUCGUAGUUCUUAUUCAAGAACUAAUUUAAAUUCAGUGAUCGUAGGCGCGAGGCCUCGGACGUGUGCGUACCUUCGACGUUCGUCAUAGGAAAAUCGAUGCUAGAACUCGAUGAUUCAACUAAGACAUAUAAUUUCGUAAAGUCUUGAGUAAGAUUCUAUCGAAAGCGAAGUGCGAACAUUCACUCAAUUUGGUGGACCAUAAAAUUAUAUUCUUAGAUACUAGACUGACCUCUCGGCAACAUCGUGAUAUAAAAUUAAGUGCACAACCAAGGAGAUUAUUACGCUCACGCGUUUAUACUGCUUGCUAGCCUAACAGUGAAGUUAGAAAACCCACUUGCUUUUCCUCGCGAAUAAACUCUCCUUCCAAACUUAAAGACAGCCUCGACCGUUCUCGAUUGAUCUACCGGGUGUUUCCAACACGUCAUACCAACUAGGAUUCAUUUAAAUAAACAAAAAAAAUAAGAUAUAUAA